Lachancea nothofagi CBS 11611 is the source of this 912-nucleotide messenger RNA. NCBI's taxonomy places the organism in Eukaryota, Fungi, Ascomycota, Saccharomycetes, Saccharomycetales, Saccharomycetaceae. The record is from the annotation of a GenBank genome assembly.
AUGUCCGUGAUUCUCGCAUCUGCUGGCUAUGACCAUACAAUUCGUUUUUGGGAGGCGCUAACAGGAGUAUGCUCCCGAACUAUUCAGCAUCCUGACUCGCAGGUCAACAGGCUCGAAAUCUCGUCAGAUAAGCGUUUCCUGGCCGCAGCGGGUCAUCUCAACGUGCGUCUCUACGAUAUCCGGACGACGAAUCCUAACCCAGUUACUUCUUUCGAAGGCCAUCGCGGCAACGUCACGUCUAUCGCAUUUCAGCAAGAAAACAAAUGGAUGGUUUCGUCCAGCGAGGAUGGAACUAUCAAGGUUUGGGACGUGCGCGCGCCAUCUGUACAACGAAGCUAUAAGCACCAUGCCGCUGUUAACGAGGUUUUAAUCCACCCGAACCAAGGUGAGCUUAUCUCGUGCGACCAAGAUGGAAACAUCCGGAUUUGGGAUUUGGGCGAAAACCAGUGCGUUCACCAGCUCACCCCAGAAGACGACACGCCAUUGCAAUCUCUUUCGGUGGCCAGUGACGGCUCCAUGUUAGUAGCGGGCAACAACAAGGGUAAUUGCUACGUGUGGCAAAUGCCUAAUCAGACCGACUCUGCAAAGCCGAAGCCAGUAACUAAGUUCCGGUCUCAUGCGAAAUACAUAACGCGAGUACUGUUAUCCUCAGACGUCAAACAUCUGGCUACUUGCUCCGCAGAUCACACGGCUCGCGUUUGGUCCAUUGAUGAUAACUUUCAGCUCGAGACUACGCUCGACGGUCACCAGAGGUGGGUCUGGGACUGCGCUUUUAGCGCUGAUUCCGCAUAUCUGGUUACAGCUUGCUCAGACCACUAUGUAAGACUAUGGGACCUGUCAACAAGAGAAAUAGUUAGACAGUAUGGUGGGCACCACAAGGGCGCUAUAUGUGUUGCGCUUAAUGACGUUUAA